Messenger RNA from Rhagoletis zephyria (snowberry fruit fly), 1210 nucleotides. RefSeq names its product ATP-dependent Clp protease ATP-binding subunit clpX-like, mitochondrial. The record is from RefSeq and is a predicted model, not a curated record. Lineage: Eukaryota; Metazoa; Arthropoda; Insecta; Diptera; Tephritidae. Gene Ontology annotation, molecular function: ATP hydrolysis activity; ATP binding. Gene Ontology annotation, cellular component: mitochondrial matrix.
UUCCCCGUCAUUGUGCCCUUCCACAGUCUCAAUGUGAGCAUGCUGGUGCGCAUUCUAACCGAACCGAAGAAUGCUUUAAUUCCGCAAUACAAGGCGCUAAUUGGCAUGGAUAAGGUGGAGUUAACGUUCGAUCGUGAUGCUAUCGAAUCGAUAGCCGCCAUGGCGAUGGAGCGUCAUACCGGUGCGCGUGGUCUGCGUUCAAUAAUGGAACAAUUGCUGCUCGAUCCAAUGUUUUUGGUGCCUGGUUCCGAUAUCACCGGUGUACAUAUAACCGCGGACUGUGUAAAGGGCGAUGCUCAGCCAGUGUACGUACGAAAGGAUAAUAGCGAUGAGAGUACAGCUGAUGAAAACGAGAGUGAGGGUAAAAACUAUGAGGAUAGCGAAAGCGCCAAAGUACGCAUAACGCAAUAGAAUGGCGCAGUACAGCACAUGCUACAGUUGUUGCUAAGUCAGCAUGACGGCAAUAAUGUUGCGGCAACAUGUUGCAGGCAUUGCAUUGCUUGAGUGUUGCUAUUAUUAAAUUCAAUUGUAUAUCUGUCUGCCUUUCAUCGAACCAAUAUUUUCGAAUUAGAAACUGAAGCGUUGCGUUAUGGCGUUGAGUUAGUCCUCCUUUCACUACAACAAAAACAACAACAACAUCAACAACAUCAAGACCUACACAACUCCUACAAAGUACUGUUUGUAUUUUACGUUAUUUGCUCUUGAAAAACGAAAACUACAAGAAAAUCUAAGUAAAAAUCACAAGCGAAAACUUUUAGAUAUUAAAAUAACAAUAAAAAAACAAUUAUCCAUUAUACUAUUACACAUCAGUUAAUAAAUGAGAACUUAUGUAUAUUUUUAGUUUAUAUUUUGCAAUAAACCCAAAAAAGAAAAGUUCAUGAAUAUUUCACUGCACAGCGUAUGUGUGAAUAGGAACUGCAAAAUGUGAAUUACGCGAAAAUGUUAUAAGUUAAAGAAACGAAGAAAGGCCAGACCAAGGCGAGGUUGUUUACCGCAAUGUAUGUACGUUGAAUGCGAAAUUCGAAAAUUUACAACUUUAAGCAAUUUUUGUGGGUGUAAUUAAAAGUGAAGACGAAAGAUAUAAAAAAUCUUUGGAAAAAAUUGCAAAAUACUAUAUGUACAUUGUAGAAAUAUAUCUUUACAAAUAACGGUGAACUUGAACUGUUUCUGAGACAUGUAACCAACAAUAAAAACUACUACAAGUAAAGAA